AUGAAUCAGGAGCCGCAAACUGACACAGAACACUAUUCGGCAAUUGAAGUCAUCGUCGUCGUUGCCAACGUCGUCAUCGUGAAGUACAUUAAACGUCAUACUGCAUAUCAACACAAGAGUCAUUCAACCCAACAGCGUGUCAGCUCACUGCUGGGGGUCCUCUCCGAGACGGGAAAGGAAAUUGCCCGUGCCAAGCAAACACCUCUCUCCGUUGUUCUAAGUUGCUUGACAGCUAUUCGCCACGCAGAUAUCCUUUUCCUCUCAACGAACCGCAACACCCUUCAACUGACUAAGGGGACAAACGACGUCUUUCUCGCCUUCCCGGGCCCGAGGUUGUUACCCACGCGGAACACAUCAAUCUCUGAGUCUACGGGUACUUUCCUACGCCAUAUCAACGUACUCGAUAAGCCUGCCGAUCCAUCGGCCGCUACUGUCACCGACUUCACUGCCCAGGGACUCGGACCUGCAUUUCGACCCUCAGCUGAUGGCAACAGCGUCACAUCGGAAAAAGGCGCGCUCUGCAUUCUUUCAGGGGCACAACACGAGCCUCUUGAUGAGAUGACGAGCCGAACUUAUCCAGUACCCUUCGUCGCGAAAUCGACGCUUGUCGAGAAAGGGAGCAUAUCCGAUGUGCCCCAAGUCGAGAGCCACGUUGUUGCACAGGCUUUCGACGACGACCCUACGACCUUUUUUACCCACUGA
This is a messenger RNA of Colletotrichum abscissum, 702 nucleotides long. RefSeq lists its product as uncharacterized. Lineage: Eukaryota; Fungi; Ascomycota; Sordariomycetes; Glomerellales; Glomerellaceae. The record is from RefSeq and is a predicted model, not a curated record. The coding region runs from base 1 to 702 and encodes 233 amino acids. The transcript has 3 exons.